Messenger RNA from Cordyceps militaris CM01, 2325 nucleotides. RefSeq names its product DNA helicase, putative. The transcript has 3 exons. Gene Ontology annotation, molecular function: ATP binding; hydrolase activity, acting on acid anhydrides, in phosphorus-containing anhydrides; DNA helicase activity. Lineage: Eukaryota; Fungi; Ascomycota; Sordariomycetes; Hypocreales; Cordycipitaceae. Gene Ontology annotation, cellular component: nucleus. The record is from RefSeq and is a predicted model, not a curated record. Bases 1 to 2325 code for a protein of 774 amino acids. Gene Ontology annotation, biological process: nucleobase-containing compound metabolic process; establishment of sister chromatid cohesion.
AUGGUGGACCAGCUUCUACGUCGAAAGCGAGAAGAACUGGUGCGAUCUUGGCAAGACCGAGAAAAACGACUCGCAGACGCGAGGCUAAAAGAAAAAGCCCGCGAAGAGCGCGUGCGCAAAAAGCGCAAAUUCGAAGCCGCUGUAGCUAGUCGCGAAGCGGGCGAGGAGGAUGAUGACGAACAAUGGAUGCUAGAUGACUGGGAUGGUGAGAGCGGACCAGUGUCUGCGCCGAACGAUGCACUCUCGGGCCUGAGCAAAGAAUCGCGCGAUGUUCUCGAAAGGAUGGGCCUCGGCGCACCGAAGCAGCAAAACGAAGACAGCGACGUGUUGGAAGAGGAGAUCAAGAUUUAUUAUACUUCCAGAACACAUUCGCAGCUCUCGCAGUUCAUUGCGGAACUGCGGCGACCGACAUUCCCUGCGUCUCUACCACAAGACUUGUCCGGCAGUGGCGCAAAGACCCAAGAUGAACUUGUCAAGCUUCUACCGUUAUCGUCUCGGCAGAAGCUUUGCAUCAACCCGAGUGUGUCACGCCUCAAGACCGUGCAAGCCAUCAACGACCGGUGCGCGGAGCUACAGCAGCCAAAGUCGGGCCGCAAAUGUGAAUUUGUCCCCAGAGAGGAGCUGCUGGCACAGACACACGAGUUCAGGGACACGGCGCUCGCCACAGUCCCGGACAUUGAAGACCUCUAUCAGCUAGGCAAGGCUCUCCGCGUUUGCCCGUACUAUGCUUCGCGAACGGCGUUGCCUGGCGCAGAGAUUGUGACACUGCCCUAUCCACUGCUGUUGCAGAAAAGUGCCCGAGAUGCGCUAGGGAUCAAACUCGAGGGCAACGUCGUCAUUGUGGACGAAGCGCACAACAUCAUGGACGCGGUGUCGAAUGUGUAUGCGGCUGAUUUGAAGCUGAGCGACCUUCGCAGAUGCCGAGAAAUGCUAGGUGUAUAUGUGCGAAAGUUUGGGAAAAAACUGAAAGGUGUCAAUCGCGUCAACGUUGGUCGAGUCGGCCGUGUUGUGGAGGGCCUCAGCGAGUACAUGAACACUAAGCUCAAUGCCAAGCAGGACCACGGAAUUGUUGACCCGAAUGAGCUGACGAGGCCCAAAGGGAUUGACCAAAUCAAUAUGUUUGAGCUCAUUCAAUAUAUACACGAGUCAAAGCUCGCUUACAAAAUCGAAGGCUAUGCUACCCACGUUGACAGCAAUCAACAAGAUGGGAAGCCGCAUGCUCCCAAAUCAAGCACACCAGUGCUGCACACAUUCGUGUCAUUUCUGAUUGCACUCACAAACUUGAGCUCAGAAGGUCGCAUUUUUUAUCAAAAGCUGCCCGGAGCCCAGUCAGACGUGCAGUUAUCAUACCUACUCCUGUCGCCCACCUACGCCUUCUCAUCCAUUGCCUCCAGCGCAAGAGCCGUUAUUUUGGCCGGAGGUACAAUGUCUCCCUUUGAUGAUUAUAAGGAUCACUUAUUUCCCAUGCUCGACGAGUCCAAAAUCACAACUCUGAGCUGUGGACACGUUAUCCCUUCCACCAAUCUCUGCGUCCGCACGUUGGCUGCGUCGAGAGCAGGCGGGCCGCCGUUCGAGUUUAGCUACCAGCGACGUGGUGACCAAGAAAUGAUUGGGCAGCUUGGGCUGGCCAUAUUAAACAUGUGUUCCGUUGUUCCAGAUGGCGUUGUCAUUUUCUUCCCAAGCUACGGCUACCUCGAUGAAGUCGUGCAAGUUUGGAAGACGAAGCGAGCAGGAGAUGCCCAGUCUACUUGGGAGCGACUCAAGUCCAAAAAGACGAUUUUUCAAGAGACAAAGGGUGCAUCCAGUGACGAAGUUCUCCAAAAAUAUUCAGAAGCCAUAUUCGGAGCACAGGCCGGCGGUGGUGCCCUGUUGCUCAGUGUCGUCGGGGGCAAGAUGUCGGAAGGAAUCAACUUUUCAGACCGGCUUGGACGAUUGGUGGCUGUGGUUGGCCUUCCGUACCCCAACAUUGCGUCACCUGAUUGGAAGGCCAAGAUGGAAUACAUUGAGUCGUCGACCAGAACUCGGCUGUUGGAGCGUGGCGGCAUCCCCCCGGCGGAAGCCACCAGUCGCGCCAAGCAAACCGCCCGAGAUUUCUACGAGAAUUCGUGUAUGCGGGCGGUGAACCAGAGUAUUGGGCGCGCAAUUCGUCACAAGGGUGAUUAUGCAGCGAUUGUGCUGUUGGAUAGGAGGUACACGAGCGAGCGGAUUCGCAGCAAGCUGCCUGGCUGGAUCCAAGGCGGACUUCAGGUGGAUGUGCAGGAAAAAGGACUUGGAGGGGUAAUGGGAGCCUUGGGAUCCUUUUUCCGGGGAAAGAAGACGAUGUAG